AUGUUUAAAAGCUCAGAGACAUUAAAAACCAGGAAGAAACAAGAGGAGGAAAAGAAAAAGACAGAAGAGCAAGUGAAGCUUCGUGGGAAGCAGGGACAAGACACAAGCAAGGGCGAACAAGUUUGGUACUCUCGCCGUGUCGACGACGGAUGUCUUUUGCACUGGGCGAUCAUUACGCACGGCCAAAAAUACGAGCUACGCCUACCGAACGGCAACGUCACGACGGAAAAGGUGCCAGAGAGUCAGAAGACCAGUUCAUUUGAGCCUGCACGGGUGUAUGAGGCCAGAGUGGUCCUAUGGUCCCUUAAGGAAGAGAUGAACAAGCUUCGGGCACUGAAGCUUGCAACCGUGGCGAGUGGUGAUCACACUCGAGACUAUACUGUUUGUCAGAUUGGCUGGACGACAAUGAAUAAGGACAAAGUCGACGCCGAGUGGGCUGCCGCGCGCUCAUCCAUCGUAGCGGAGGACCUCGGAUACGAUGAUUGCCGGGAGCUGCUCAAGACAUUCGGCGGCAUCAUCAAGAAGCCCGAAGGAUGUGCACUAGACUAUGACUGGUAUACAACAAGUCUCGAAACACCAUCUCACAGACUCACCGAAAUCACUGCGGACAAGGCUGUCAAAAGAUUCCAGAACUCGAUGCAGAACGGGCUUUGGGGUGUUGCUGCGGCGGGAGCGGGAGCGGGAAUCGUGUACGGCGCUUACGAGGCCGGUAGAUCAAUGGAUCCCAUAAGGAAUGGUACUAAUGCAGGCAGUGUACCUGUCAAAUCAGCAACACCUACUCUCUUGGUGGAGCAUCUUGUCAGAAUCCCCAGUGCCGUGCUAGGCGAAUGA
Messenger RNA from Colletotrichum orchidophilum, 831 nucleotides. RefSeq lists its product as uncharacterized. The transcript has 2 exons. Bases 1 to 831 code for a protein of 276 amino acids. Lineage: Eukaryota; Fungi; Ascomycota; Sordariomycetes; Glomerellales; Glomerellaceae. The record is from RefSeq and is a predicted model, not a curated record.